Molecule: messenger RNA, 2723 nt
Organism: Micropterus dolomieu (smallmouth bass)
Lineage: Eukaryota; Metazoa; Chordata; Actinopteri; Centrarchiformes; Centrarchidae
Gene: sh3bp5a
Product: SH3-domain binding protein 5a (BTK-associated)
Exons: 9
Coding region: 233-1603 (456 amino acids)
Biological process (GO): intracellular signal transduction; negative regulation of protein tyrosine kinase activity
Cellular component (GO): cytoplasm
Molecular function (GO): protein kinase inhibitor activity
Source: RefSeq, a predicted model, not a curated record
GUUGUUAUCCUCUACAGUGCUCCCAGACGCGCUGCUGUGCAGACAGCGGACUCCUUUUAAACGCACUGAAACCUUUAAAAGCCUAAAACAUGCAAUUUUCACAGUGUAAAGGUUAGUGUGGGCAGAUCACUGCUGGACACCCUUGCUGUCCAGUACCCCGGGGUCGCGCUUUGUUUGCAGUGGAGACCCUCGUUUUCUUUUGCCAAAAAUCUCCAGAUAUAGGCUAUUGAAAAUGGAUCCUUUACAAAAUGGGAAUAAUUGUGAGGAGGACUGUGCUGAGGAGGAAGAAGAAGUGGAUCCAAGAAUCCAGGGAGAGCUGGAGAAGUUAAAUCAGUCCACAGAUGACAUUAACCGCUGGGAGAGCGAGCUGGAGGACUGUCGUCAGCGGUUUCGCGUGGUGCUGGUGGAAGCAACAGUGAAGCUUGACGAGCAAGUGAAGAGGAUCGGUCGGGCUGUGGACGACUCCAAACCCUACUGGGAAGCCCGCAAAGUAGCAAGACAGGCCCAGGUUGAAGCACAAAAGGCCACUCAGGAGUUCCAGCGGGCGGUGGAGAUCCUGCGUGCAGCCAAGGAGACCAUCGCCUUGGCCGAGGAGAGGCUGCUGGAGGAGGACAGCCGCCAGUUUGACUCUGCCUGGCAGGAAAUGCUCAACCAUGCCACACAGAGGGUGAUGGAGGCCGAGCAGGCGAGAACACGGAGCGAGGCUGAACACAGGAAAACGGCAUCCAAUUACAAUUCCUCCAUCAGCCACAUGAGGCAGUUAGAGAAGAAACUCAAACGCUCCAUCAACAAAUCUAGGCCUUAUUUUGAACUGAAAGCAAAGUAUUAUCUACAGCUAGAGCAACUGAAGCGUCAUGUGGAUGAGCGGCAGGCCAAACUUGUGGUCGCUAAGGCCGAGUACCGCGCAGCACUACGCAACCUAGAGAGCAUCUCCGAAGAGAUCCAUGCCCAGCGACGCUCCAUGGGAACCAGGGAGCAGGGCGUUGGUGCAGAGGGAGAUGGGGGAAAUGAGGACAUUAGCAACUUCAAGAUGGAGUCAGACGGUCUGUCAAUGGUGUCUGUAUCAAUUGACGAAGAGGGCAGUCACAGUAGCAGCUCUGAGGAGGAGGCCGACACUCAUGCCACCUCCUCAUCCCGAGCCAUGCCCGCCUCACCUUCCUCAUCUUCCUCUCAUCCUUCCACCUCUACCCCACUAGACACCCCCUGCCCUUACCCUUCCUCCUUGCUCUACACCUCAUGCUCCUACCUGUCCUCCUCUCCCUCUUCCUCCAUCCUCACCUCCUCCUGUCCCGGCGGCCUGGACUUAGCGAGCCCCUGUAGCUCUCAUGACCCAGACUCAGUUUGCAGUUCCGGGCAUGCCUCGCCUCUCCUGGGCCCUCGCAGCCAGUGCAGUGGAGCUUCCUCUCCAGACUGCGAGCAGGAGAGAGGUGACAGAGCAGAGGGAGCGGAGGCAACGCUAGAAGCCAGUUUGAACAAGCUAACCUUGACUGUAGCACAAAAGCAAGAAGAGGACACCGGGGAUGAACAAGACCCCCAUUACAUUAACCCUGAAAUUUCUUCUCCCGGUUCAGCUACUACCAUUCUGCUUCUCAACAGUGUCUAAUCAACGUCUAUCACACAUGAAACACUCACCGUGCCCAGCUUCAAGCCUCAAACUGAACUCUCAGAAGACAUGGGGCGGGGCAGGAUGAAGAGCACACGCUCCAACCAACCUGACAUCAUUGCUGCCUUCAAAUGGAACUUGUGAGCUUGUGGUUAUAACAUAGGAAUUCGUGUACACGACAUGCUUGGCAUUGAAAAACUCUAUAACUAAAAUUACAGUGUAUUAAUUUACCAUCUACUGAAAAAUGUAUUUCCAUGGCCUCUGCCAUUUCUGAAAACAUCAGUAAACACUUCAUGAAUACAACAGGAUAUGGACUCUUUCAGUGAAAACAGGAAACACAUUUGAAGGUAGCAUAGGUUUCUGUAUUAUCUAAACAUCAGAUGGUGUCAUAUUAAAAAUGGUGCAACAUGUAGUGUAUUUUAACAUCAUAACAUCAUUGUCAAAGAAAUUGUGAACCCAUGAGGAUGUAUUCAAAAUAAAUGAGCGUAGGGACAGGAGGGUUGGUCUCUGUUGGUAUUGUGCAAGCAUUAUUCAAAAAACUGCAUUUCCCAUAAACCUCUUUGCUUUCUGUUUCAACGAGGAUGCUUUACAGUGAGGUGUCAAAGUUUAACAUUGAUUGAUGUUAAUAUGCUACAGACACCAAUGUUUUGUAUUAAUGUGUACAGUGAGCCACUUUUUUUGGAUCUGAAUCUCCUAAUGAGGAACAAAAUGGGACAAAACAAACUGUUGAAUGUGUCAGUGUGCUGCCUUGAUUAUUGAGCUCCUCCUGUAACUCCUAAAAGUCAAUUUGAAAUGUAAGACGUAGAGACUAUUUUGGAGAAAAAGUAGUCAAGGAGGAAAGUGGAGUGCAAGCAGUACUCUCAGCACUAAACUAAAGAAGAGACUGUCUUCAGAAGGGACUGAACCUUUUGAGACACUAAUGGUCUUCCAUUUGUUUUUUCUGAAUGAUUGAGCGAAUGAUUUUUUGACUGUGUGUCUGUUGUGUUUUAGAGAAAUGCUCAAAUACUACCCCGUAGGACAGAUAUUCUAUAUUUAUACUCCUGUAUUCUUGUAAAUGAACAAUGUUUUGUGGUUACUAUUGUUAUUGUUUAACACAAAAUAAAAUAAGCACUAAACAUGU